AUGAUAUCCUACCAACCCUCUGACCCCAAUUCCACACCUACCGGUGCCGCGCUGCGUGAACUCGUAUUCGGCAUAGGGUUAGGCCGUGCCAAGCUCCACUAG
Messenger RNA from Plenodomus lingam JN3, 102 nucleotides. The record is from RefSeq and is a predicted model, not a curated record. Lineage: Eukaryota; Fungi; Ascomycota; Dothideomycetes; Pleosporales; Leptosphaeriaceae.